Molecule: messenger RNA, 4376 nt
Organism: Ictalurus punctatus (channel catfish)
Lineage: Eukaryota; Metazoa; Chordata; Actinopteri; Siluriformes; Ictaluridae
Gene: neto1l
Product: neuropilin (NRP) and tolloid (TLL)-like 1, like
Exons: 10
Coding region: 2856-4361 (501 amino acids)
Molecular function (GO): protein binding
Source: RefSeq, a predicted model, not a curated record
CCUCUGAAUCACUUUGAUCAGCCGUGUCAUCGAGUACGGCUGUGACUAAACACUUCUAGGAACUUUUUUUGGAUGAUGGGCGUAAACUUUGUACUGCAGAACAUUUGGCAGAGAAUCGAGUUUACAAAAAUUUUCCAUGUCAUGUGUACUGAAAAUAUAGUUUUGGUCUCCAAAUCUGGAAUGCAUAGUCAUGUAAUGGUGAAGCACUGGAUCUCUGAUGCUAUCUUUGGAAAUAAACAAUUUUCAUGACUACCAAUUAGCAGCAAGAAAGCUGUAAGACUGAAAAUACCACACACUCGCCCACACACCAUCAGCUUUUAAAAGUUCAAAAUGCCUUUGAAAUUGAACUUAAUGACAUGACGUAGGACAAGGCACAUGUUAUGAUUUCAGCAUGCAGUUUGCAUGAUGCAAAUUGGUGCUCAUACGCUUCCACUACUUGUUAGCUAUGUUAUCCUUGUAAACAAUUAUGUAAAUCUUGCUACUAUACCUACCAUAAUUAUACUACAGUACUAUUGAAUUCUCAGUUCUGAUUGGUCAGAAAGUAGUGAUUAAUUUUCUGUGACAGCAGCUCUGACAAUAGUUUUGAGUGUAAUUCAAAUCACAGAUUACCAUUUCUAUAGUAACAACUAAUUCAUAGUAUUGUGGAUGCACCAAAUAAGAAUAAAAGAUUAUGCAAUUGUUGGUAUGUUUACGUUUUCUGUGAGGAGGCAUUUAUUUAACAUUAAUGGAAGGAGCAUCCAGUGUCAGCUCCAAUAAAAGGACGGUAAAAGAUGACGUGAAGCUCACAGACACCUACCUACAAAUACAGCAGUGGCAAUGACGAACCGUAAAACAAAACAUGCUAAUGGGGAAAUGGAAAGUAAAAAAAACAUCAAGGUUAUUUUUUCUUAAUUUUUAUGUUUAUGUGACCCCAUUUCAGCACAAGUCUGGAUCACGCUGGCUGAUGACAUAACAGAAUAUAGAAAUUUCCUUUAAUCACAGGUCUAUCGUUAGAGGAUCUUAUAUAGUAUAAUCUGACAUGAAGAAUGGGCUGUUAUAGAAGAUUUGACUGGGAUCAUCUCUUACAAUGUGACUAGCGUAAAACUGGAUUUCGAUCAUUUCAAAUCUCACGCUGAGAUUUUAAUAAAGAAUCUGUAACACAGCAAGAAUGUCAUCAGAUGACUUUGGUUGCAAUGGCACUAAAUUGCCGGUGAUGUGAAUGUCAUGUUACUGGUUCUAAGUACACUGAUUUAAAAAAAAAUGAUCAUCCAUUGAUUUUCUGUACCUGUUAUCAUACACAGGGUCGAGGGGAAUCCGAAGCCUAUCCCAGGGGACCCAGGGCACAAAGUGGGUGACACCCUGGACAGGGUGCCAACCCAACCAAACGCAGGGCACACACUCACAAAUUAUGGACAAUUUAGAAAUGCCAGUCAGCCUACAAGGCAUGUCUUUGGACUGGUGGACCAAACCAGAGUACCCGGAAGAAAGCCCCAAAGCACGGGGAGAAUAUGCAAGCUCUGCACACACAGGGCAGACGUGGGCAUUGAACCGCGACCGUGGAGGUCCCAAUGACCAAAUAAUUCUUUUACAACAUGCAUACAACAUUUUUUUUUUUUGCCUGCGAGAGCUAAAUCAGCUGUACAGUGUAAACCGAACAUAACACAUUACCUGGCACAGAAAUAACAAUUCAGUGUGGAAGUCAAUUCCCCAGCACUGGGAUCUCCUAAGGGAGCUAUCUGACUUUAUUUGCACUUGAAUGAAUGGACUGCCUCUCAUGCUGCAGAUGCUCCUGGCCAGAUCAUGCUGAUUCUGAUGCGUCUCCUCCUCCCAUCCAUCCAUCUCAUUCUGUCCAUCCUUCCACUUCCUCGCACAGAGAGAGAGUGAGUGAGAGAGAGAGAGAGAGAGAGAGAGAGAGAGAGAGAGAGAGAGAGAGAGAGAGAGAGAGAGAGAAUGAAUUUCACCUUGCUUCUUCAUUGAGUCGCAUGUGUGUGCCUGAGCUGCUGGAUGGAUCCUGCAGUAUAACUGAUUUUCUUUCUUUCUUUCUUUUGCCACAUAUUUGGAUUACAAAUGCAUAUGGGGGAAAGAGAUGAUAGGAUGGGAUGCACGUGCGUUUUUUUUUCUUUUCUUUUCUUUUCUUUUUUUUUUUAGCUAGUGCAGCAUAAAUCCGCGCUGUGGAAGAAGUCAGAAAACUAAAGCACGGCAUUAGGAAUGAACUGUGCGCUGCUCAGUGCUCACCAAGGAUGAAGAGAAAUUAAUAUAUUCAUCAAAAAAUUCUGCACGUGGAUGAAGUUGCAUGCUGCGAACAAGUGAAAUCAAGAUAAUGAAGAAGAUGAAGAGAAGUGAUGAACUGGAGGAUUGGAUACACUGAUCUACAGAUGCAUGGAGAGAUCGAUGAAUGGAUACGUGCGUUUUUGUUGUUGCUGGUGUUUUUAUGAGGAUGCAGGUCUUUGCUGAAAUGUUAUUUGAUUUGCAAAACCUCCCUCGACGUGCUUUGUAAUUUUGUUCAAAAGCGCUAAAGGUGGAGCAAUGCAGGGAAUCCGAAUGCGCGCAUGCAGCAUGAAACAGACCUCUCUAACAAAGUGGUGAAUGUGUUUAACUACACAGUGCUCGUUUCUUUCUUUCUUUAUUAUCAUUAUUAUUAUUAUUAGUAGUAGUAGUAGUAGUAUUAUGUACUCUGGCUGGAUUUAUUUCUGUACUUUUUGUUCUAAAAUAAAAGCGCGUUCACCAAGGGGCUGGUGUGCGCGAGACUCCACACCACAGAUUUUUUUUUUCUUUCUUUUUUUUUUUAAUUUUAUAAAUAUCCUUCGUUUCUUUUCUAAUUAUUCCUAUCUAAAUGGAAGUAUUGGAGCUCGAAGGCAGUGGUGAAAGGAGCAGACAUGGUUCAUGGGCGCAGUUUCCUUCAUGUUGUUGCAGGUCUCUUCAUGGUUGGUUUGUCUGUAGCGACAAAAAAAGAAGCAGUGAAAAACAACUCAGGGGUUCAACCAGCAGGACAGUGUGGAACGUGGGUGAAAAAAACAGAGGGAGGACUCUUCACAUCCCCCAAUUACCCCAACAAAUACCCACCAGAGCGAGAGUGCAUUUACGUUAUUGAAGCUCCCCCGAGACAGUGCAUUGAUCUCUUCUUUGACGAGAAGUACUCAAUAGAGCCUUCAUGGGAAUGUAAAUUUGACCACAUCGAAGUGCGUGACGGACCUUUUGGCUUUUCUCCGAUAAUCGGACGCUACUGUGGCCAGCAGAGCCCGCAGUACAUUAGGUCGAGCGGCCGAUACCUCUGGAUAAAGUUUGUAGCAGAUGGUGAACUAGAAGCCAUUGGAUUUUCAGCUAACUACAACUUCACCACAGACCCUGAUUUUAAAGACAUUGGAGUCCCUAAGCCUCUUCCCACAUGUGAGUUUGAGAUGAGUGGACCUGAAGGCAUCAUUGAAUCACAACAGAUUGUCAGAGAUGGUAAAGCUUUACAGACAGAAGCUGUGGACUGCAAGUGGUUCAUCCGAGCUCCUCCUCACUCUAAGAUCUACCUGCGAUUCCUGGACUAUGAGAUGCAGAACUCAAAUGAGUGCAAGCGAAACUUCGUGGCUGUGUACGAUGGCAGCGGCUCUGUUGAGGAUCUGAAGUGUAAAUUUUGCAGCACGGUGGCUAGUGACGUGACAUUGAGAACCGCGCUGGGUGUUGUUCGUAUGUGGGCCGAUGAGCACAGCCGCCGCAGCCGCUUCCGCAUCCUCUACACUACGUUUAAAGAGCCUCCCUGCGAGCCUGACAUGUUCUUCUGUCACAGUAACAUGUGCAUCAACAACUCACUGGUGUGUAAUGGCAUCCAGAAUUGUGUGUAUCCAUGGGACGAAAAUCAUUGCAAAGAGAAAAGAAAAGCGAACAUCCUGGACAACCUGAAUAACACUAACAGCAGCAUCAUUGGUGUGACGUGCUGCAUCGUCCUCAUUCUCCUCGUCAUCUCCGUCACAGUGCAGAUCAAACAGCCACGGAAGAAGUACGUAGUGCAGCGUGACAACUUUCAGGAAGUGUUCCAAGAAACGCCUCGGCGCUAUGACCUUGGUGACAUUGCAGAGCUUACGGACGAUGUUGAGACGACCUUCCAGAAGCGGUGUGUUCAUGAGCACCACUGUGGCCGCGCCAAAACGGCGGCCGUGAUGGAUCCGCAUAAUCACCACCAUCAUUAUCAUCAUCAUCAUCACGAUAACCGGCGCAGCAUCGUGGUCAUGAAGCACAGCUACUCGCAAGAAGACGCAGAGAUGGAGGAUGAGCUGGAUGAGGAGGUGCCAACGACCAGCCAUCGACUGGCCAGACACGACAAAGCAGUGCAGCGGUUCUGCCUCAUUGGGUCUCUAAGCAAACACGAAUCAGAGUACAACACGACUAGGGUGUAGGAGACGAUCAGGAGG